GGGCGCCACCACAUGGGCUACGAGAUCUUCGCCGACUUCAAGCAGGAGAACAUGCAGCACUUCUGGAACCAGAAGGUGACGGCGGCGGUGGCCGAGACCUUCUUCCUGGGCUGGAUCGACGAGCAGGUGCUGCUGAUCCAGGGCAAGGAGGAGCACCUGGAGGCGCUGCGCGAGGGCUGGACGCGCCGCUCCCUCAAGCCGCCCGCCGGCUUCCAGAUCCGGUGCCUGGGUGAUGUAUCACCCAUCAGUAUGUCUCCCAUCAGUCAAUCACAGUUUAUCCCACUUGGGGAAAUCCUUUGCUUGGCCAUCUCUGCAAUGAACUCAGCACGAAAACAAGUCACGCAAGAAGCACUAAUGGAACACCUAACAACCUGCUUCCCAGGUGUUCCAACUCCAAGUCCAGAAAUCCUUCGCCAUACCUUAAACAUGCUUGUCCGAGAGAGGAAAAUAUACCCAACGCCUGAUGGCUACUUCAUUGUGACUCCACAGACAUAUUUUAUAACUCCAUCUCUUAUAAGAACUAACAGUAAAUGGUACCAUCUUGAUGAGAGGAUACCUGACAGGUCUCAGUGUACCUCUCCACAGCAAGGAACUAUAACUCCUUCCACCUCAGGCUGCGUCAGAGACAGAACGUUACCCAAAAACCACUGCGACUCUUGUCAUUGUUGCAGAGAAGACAUGCACAGUAUGCAUGCCUCUACCUUACAGAGAAAAUCAGCAAAAGACUGCAAGGACUCCUAUUGCCCCCCUUCUCUGUGCCAGGUGCCACCCACUGAAAAAAGUAAAAGUACUGUAAAUUUUUCAUAUAAAACCGAGACACUUACAAAGCCUAAAGAUGGAGAAAAGCAGUCUAAAAAAUUUGGGCUAAAAUUGUUUCGGCUGAGUUUCAAAAAGGACAAGACAAAGCAACUGGCCAAUUUUUCUGCCCAGUUUCCUCCUGAGGAAUGGCCUUUGAGGGAUGAAGACACUCCUACCACUAUACCUAGGGAGGUAGAGAUGGAGAUUAUUAGGCGUAUUAACCCAGAUUUGACUGUAGAAAAUGUUAUGAGGCACACUGCACUAAUGAAAAAACUUGAAGAAGAAAAGGCUCAACGAAGCAAGGCUGGAUCUUCCGCUCACCAUAGUGCAAGAAGUAAAAAAAGUAGAAGUCAUAGGAAGUCUCACGGAAAAUCUCGGUCACACAGCAAAACUCGGGUCUCUAAAGGAGAUCCUUCAGAAGGAUCCCAUUUGGACGUACCAGGUGAAAGAGACUAUGAUUUCUAUGACCCCCUCACUAGGUCCCCGCGAGAAGGCUGCUUCAUAAUAGAACACAAAAGGGACAACUUUAUCAUGCAUAGCAGCCCAAAUGUUCUUGAAUCUCAUUUUCCAAUGACACCUGAAUGGGAUGUUUCUGGUGAACUAGCCAAAAGAAGAACUGAGAUGCCUUUUCCAGAACCAUCGAGGGGAAGCUCCCAUUCUAAGGUCCAUCGAAGCCACAGCCAUACGCAGGACCGACGAUCGAGAAAUGAGAGGUCUAAUAAAGCCAAGGAGCGGUCUCGAUCAAUGGAUAACUCAAAAGGACCCCUGGGUGCUGUUUCUUUAGGUACUCCUGAAGAGAUAGCUGAAGCUUGCAGCCAAGAUGACCAAACAACUAGCCAAACGUACAUUGAUGAUAGCACCUUAAGGCCUUCGCAGUCGCUCAGUCAUCAAAGGGCUCUGAUGUCAUCCGUAAACUACAAAGAGGUAGUUAAACCUGAAAAGACAGGUGGCAAUGCAGACACUCCCUGUAGCUUGUUGGAACAAAACAAGUCAACAGAGAAUUUACCAACCUAUAGUGAGCUCAAUUCUUGUACAACAAAAUCAGCUACUGAUGAUUACUUUCAGUGUAACACUUCUAGUGAGACUGUACUUACUGCUCCUUCACCUUUAGGGAAAAAUAAAGAUGACCAUGACACAGUGACUUUGACAGAUAGUAUUAAAAAAGUGUCUCCCUCAGAGAGACAGUCACAACACAUAGCCAGAGACCCAGGAGUACACAAAGAGGAGUCACCUAAGGGGCCAAACAAUAGUGGCGGGCUAAUUGCUACCAGCCAACCCCCCGAAGUCAUCGCAAAUGGCCGACUGGUUCAGCAUCACAACACAGAAUCUAGUAGCCUUGAUAAGAGGAAAGAAAUAUUUAGCAAAGACACACUCUUUAAGCCUCUCCACAGUACUCUGUCUGUGAACAGUUUCCAUAAGCCCAGUGUGCCACUACUAAAACCUCAUCAAAAGGUGCCGUCGGACACAUUGCCAAGCAGAUGCGACAAACUUGAGCAAACAAUGGUGACCUCCGUUACACAAGUUAUUCCUGUUUCACAGAGACAACAAGAGCCAGCUGGGAACCAGGAAGCAUCAUUUGAUUAUUACAAUGUGUCCGAUGAUGAUGAUUCCGAUGAAGGGGCAAAUAAAAAUGCUGAAGAAGAGAAGAAUAGGGAUGAUGUGGGUACUAUGCAGUGGCUUCUUGAGCGGGAAAAGGAAAGAGACCUGCAAAGGAAGUUUGAGAAAAAUCUCACACUCCUGACUCCAAAGGAAACUGAAAACAGCAACAAUCAGAGGGCCACACAUUCAGCUAGACUGGACAGCAUGGACAGCAGCAGCAUCACUGUUGACAGUGGGUUCAAUUCUCCACGCACUCGUGAGAGCUUAGCUUCCAACACUUCAAGUAUCGUUGAAAGCAACCGACGUCAGAACCCAGCUCUCAGUCCUGCGCAUUGUGGUGCGGGUCCAGUGUUCAGCUACCGAGCAGCUGCUGACCCACCAACAAGUGAAGCUGAAAAACUGCAGAAACCUGCUAAUUGCCUGCAAGCGUCUGUUACAAGUGUUUGAUAGUGCUUCUGCCUCAGAUCUUCUGUCUCAUCCUAUACAGUAAAGUUUACGACACUGGGACUAAUGUUUACGUCUUUGGGAAGGGGGGAAAAAACCAGGCAUCUCAA
Messenger RNA from Gekko japonicus, 2951 nucleotides. It is a transcript of the gene STOX2, whose product is annotated as storkhead box 2. The transcript has 4 exons. Gene Ontology annotation, cellular component: nucleus; cytoplasm. NCBI's taxonomy places the organism in Eukaryota, Metazoa, Chordata, Lepidosauria, Squamata, Gekkonidae. Bases 13 to 2844 code for a protein of 943 amino acids. The record is from RefSeq and is a predicted model, not a curated record. Gene Ontology annotation, molecular function: DNA-binding transcription activator activity, RNA polymerase II-specific; RNA polymerase II transcription regulatory region sequence-specific DNA binding. Gene Ontology annotation, biological process: positive regulation of transcription by RNA polymerase II.